CUCUGCUGUACCGGGUACCGGCCUCGGGGAAGGGCAGUCCAGGGUUCGGGGCGGUCCUUGAAUCUAAGGGUCCUCGGCCAGUCUGAACCUUGCCCUAAGUACAGUCUCGCUAGCCAACCCCUGCCCGCUGCGGCCUUCCCUGCUGGGUGCUCGUCAGCAUGUCCUUUAUUCCGGUGGCUGAAGACUCCGACUUUCCCAUCCAAAACCUGCCCUAUGGCGUUUUCUCCACUCAAAACCACCCAAAGCCACGGAUUGGUGUGGCCAUCGGUGACCAGAUCUUGGACCUCAGUGUCAUCAAACACCUCUUUACCGGACCUGUCCUCUCCAAACAUCAGCAUGUCUUUGACGAGACAACUCUCAACAGCUUUAUGAGCUUAGGCCAAGCUGCAUGGAAGGAGGCAAGAGCAUCAUUGCAGAACUUGUUGUCUGCCAGCCAAGCCAGGCUCAGAGAUGACAAGGAGCUUCGGCAGCGUGCCUUCACCUCCCAGGCUUCUGCCACGAUGCACCUUCCUGCUACCAUAGGAGACUACACGGACUUCUACUCCUCUCGGCAGCAUGCCACUAAUGUUGGCAUUAUGUUCAGGGACAAGGAGAAUGCGCUGAUGCCCAAUUGGCUCCACUUACCUGUGGGAUACCAUGGCCGCGCUUCCUCCAUUGUGGUGUCGGGCACCCCAAUCCGAAGACCCAUGGGACAGAUGAGACCUGAUAACUCAAAGCCUCCUGUGUACAAUGCCUGCAGACUCCUAGAUGUGGAGCUGGAAAUGGCUUUCUUUGUAGGCCCUGGGAACAGAUUUGGAGAGCCAAUCCCCAUUUCCAAAGCCCAUGAACACAUUUUCGGGAUGGUCCUCAUGAACGACUGGAGUGCACGAGACAUCCAGCAGUGGGAGUAUGUUCCCCUUGGACCAUUCCUGGGGAAGAGCUUUGGAACCACCAUCUCCCCGUGGGUGGUCCCCAUGGAUGCCCUCAUGCCCUUUGUGGUGCCCAACCCGGAACAGGACCCCAAGCCCUUGCCAUAUCUCUGCCACGGCCAGCCCUAUACAUUUGAUAUCAACCUGUCUGUUGCUUUGAAAGGAGAAGGAAUGAGCCAGGCGGCUACUAUCUGCAGGUCCAACUUUAAGCAUAUGUACUGGACCAUGCUGCAGCAACUCACACACCACUCUGUUAAUGGAUGCAACCUGAGACCUGGGGACCUCUUGGCUUCUGGGACCAUCAGUGGGUCGGACCCUGGAAGCUUUGGCUCCAUGCUGGAACUGUCCUGGAGGGGAACAAAGGCCAUUGAUCUGGGUCAGGGUCAGACCAGAACCUUCCUGCUGGAUGGUGAUGAAGUCAUCAUAACAGGUCACUGCCAGGGGGAUGGCUAUCGUGUUGGUUUUGGACAGUGUGCUGGGAAAGUACUGCCUGCCCUCUCACCAGCCUGAGGUUCCAGGAACCACAAGACACAGCCUUGCCUUCUGGGGGACCAUGCUACAACUGCCCUUCAUGCAGGAAUGAAUAAAGCCACUUUGCUUGUGGGAAGCGUCAA
Molecule: messenger RNA, 1522 nt
Organism: Psammomys obesus (fat sand rat)
Lineage: Eukaryota; Metazoa; Chordata; Mammalia; Rodentia; Muridae
Gene: Fah
Product: fumarylacetoacetate hydrolase
Exons: 14
Coding region: 159-1418 (419 amino acids)
Biological process (GO): homogentisate catabolic process; L-phenylalanine catabolic process; L-tyrosine catabolic process
Molecular function (GO): fumarylacetoacetase activity
Source: RefSeq, a predicted model, not a curated record